This is a messenger RNA of Paramuricea clavata, 9941 nucleotides long. The record is from the annotation of a GenBank genome assembly. NCBI's taxonomy places the organism in Eukaryota, Metazoa, Cnidaria, Anthozoa, Malacalcyonacea, Plexauridae.
AUGAAGUCUCAGUUAGAGUUAAACAAAGGAGAGAUUACAAAGCUUCAUCAGUUAGCUGUAAGUUAACUUUAUGAAAAUGUAUUUCACCAUGGGAAGAGUAAUUUAAUGCUUUUGUAAAAAUGUUGAUACAACAAAUCCUACACUGUUAUUUGACUUGGUCUAUUGAAAUGCAAUUUAGUUGUCAAGGAGAAAGCGUUGGCUGUUAAUUCAGUACUUAGGGUUACCAGAUUGUCUGCCCAGUUGUUUAAGCACCAAAUUGAUCCAUAUGAGAUGCAGAUUGUCAAAUUUAUUCACAAAAUAUUAUAAGAUUUAUCUUUUCUCUAACCCAAUAUUAGCUUGUGUAUAGACUGUAUUAUGCAAUUCCUGAGCGUGAUGUGUUUUAAUUGUGAUGUUUUUUAUGUUACUCUGAGUGUAUAUCCACACUGGGCAGGCUGAAAAGUUAGCCUGAUCGACAACGGUGAGAAUCGAACCCGUGACCUUUGGGGUACUAGUCGAAUGCUCUGCCAACUGAGCUAGAAGACCAAGUCGGUUCGAGUGUGAUGUGUUUGUUUACGUUAGACAGAAAAGUCAGAACUUUGUUUUACCUUUGAACUCAGCCAAUCGGAAUCUACUGAGUUUAAAUUUAACUAUGACCAAUCUGAAUCAACUACCCAGAUCUGGGUAGCGCAGCUUGGGAUCGACAUGCAAUGCCACAAAUUUUCACAACAGUCUGUACACAGACUGGGCUGCAAGCAGGCUAGCACACAGCCUACCCCAUAUAAGCCUUCCACAAUUUGGAAUUGCCAAUCAUCCUUGCAGAAAGUGAGAAAGAGCAUCACUUUGGGUAUAGAGCCUCGCAUAAUGUUGCAAUCAUGAAAACGAGGUUCUUAUAGCCAAGGUGACAUACUUUCCAUCCAGAAGGGUGUAUUGCUGAAAGUCUUAAGAGAAACACAAUUCUAUUUUUGUAGGCAGAUCACAAAGCUGAAAUAUCAACUCUUACCAAAUCUGUUUCAAAAUCUCAUGAAGUAUUGAGCAAACUAUCAGGUAUUCAAGUUUCUGUACUCUACGUUGGAUCAACAUCCUCAUUAUAUAAAUACUCUAACUUGUAAAACUCGUGAAGAUUUAUAUAAUUAUUAUAAAGAAUUAUAGAAUGUAUUUUAUGAAGAAAAUUGGAAAGAAAGCAAUUAAUGUUUGAUAUGAUGUUGUAUCCACAUAUACAAAGUUCUCGAGCUCCAGAUAUGCGUAAACUUUUUCAUUGGUAUUCUCAGUUAAAAUCGUACUUUAAAAAAAAGAGCAACCAUUAAUAAUUGCCUGCUCGUGACUUUGUAGUAAUAUUUCAAAUCCGACUAUGAGGACUUACACUAAGACCAGAUUUCAAGGACUUGAAAUCUAGUCCAGUCUGAUUUGGAGGAUUUGAAAUGACAUCUCGUGAAUUAAAAUUUUAAUUUUUAAUCCAGUCCUAGAACUGGAUCAAUAUAUUUCACCAGGUAUCCAGUAUUACUGUAUCAUGUGAGCAAAAUAAAGCAAUAUGGUUGGCUAAUGGACCAUUUGCAUUAUAGACUAAAUUUUGAUCUAGACAAAAAUUUCAUCAUAGCUUGAAAGAGCAUCACAAAAUUAGUAAUAUUCCAAAGUUUCGUUGCGAAAUGUUGUAAAAUGCGGAUAAUAUAGCCUUGCGAAAUUUGCCGUUUUUCAGUCAUUUUGUAUUACGCACAGGAAAUUGACAGCCCGAUCGGGUGUUGGGGCAUCAAUUUCCUGUUUGUAAUACAAAAUGACUGAAAAUUGAAAAUUUUGCAAGGCUAUAUUAUCCGCAUUUGGAAUAUUACUAAUUUUGUGAUGCUCUUUCAAGCUGUGAUGAAAUUUUUGUCUAGAUCAACAUUUAGUCCAUAAUUCAAAUGGUCCAUUAGCCAACUCAAUUAGACAUGAGUUUGAGAUGGUACGAUACAAGACAGCUGCCUAUGAUGUAUAUGUUACAUAUCAUUAGUUUAUAUUGUGUUGCAGCAAGCAUCUGUAUUUGUUCAUCUUAAAUUGACUUUAGUCCACAAAUAUUUGUAGAGAAAGCUGAUCAUGUAAUGUUGGACCACAAGAAGAUGAAAAAACAAAAUACUGAGCUACAGGAACAGAAUGAAAAGCUUCAAAAUGACAUGUAAGGUUACACGAUAAUUGAAUGCAACUGUAACAUUUUAAACGUAUGCAUACAAUAGAUUAUUAAAACAUAUCUUAGCCAACACAAAUUUUGAGGAUCUGGGGCAAUGCGUCCCCUUUGGAAUCACCAGUCCCUCAGUAUCCUGUGCAGGCCUGCAAAUUAACAGUGUUGGUCAUUGGACAUUGUCUGACCAAAUUUUACCUUUUGUCCGAUCAAAGUUUUUUUAUGAUCGGACAUGUGACCAACCGAUUUAGGCUGGUCAAAUAUCCAAUCUCAAAAAAUUGAUUUUUAGCACAAUUUCAUUAAUGAAACCAAAGCAAUAUAAACGACACUCUUCCAUUAAUUAUUUUUUGGCCGCAUUAAACCGCAAGAUUUAAUUACAAAUAUAAAUCGUCUUCUUGUAACAUGGUAGAAAUUAAAGUUAUGUAUAACCUGAACCAUUAUUUACUGAAAAUGCGGUAUGCAUUAUUUACUGGAAAUGCUUGUAGAUUUAUACACAGUUUUUAGAUGCACUGCAGUGCAGAUAAAUAUGACCAACCGAAAUAUAUCAUGCUAAUAUGAAAAAGACCAUGAAAAAUUGUCCAUUGUCCGAGAAAAACUGAUAAUUGUCCGAACACUUUUUGUCUUGAUCGUCUAGGCCUGCUGUGGGUAUUGGGAUGAUGCAAUUUUAAGACCCUGCUUUACUGGAAAGCAACUGUAUAAAGAAGUUGAGUAUAAGUUUUUCUUGUUUAUUUUCUACAGAAAGCAGCUACAAUCCGAAAGACAGACUCUUGAUGAACAGUUAAAUACAUUGAGGAAAGAGAAAGAAGAUCUCCGUAUUAAAGUGAAUGAUUUGACUAGAAAGAAUGAAGUGAUUCAAGAAAGUAUAAAACAAAAGAUUAAAGGUAGUGUAUAUAUGCGAGUGAAUUGGGUGGGGUAACUCACAUGCCUAGUUACCACUGUUCUGAUAAUGUAAGCAUAGAAUGGAACAAAGGUAACCAAGCAUUUAAAUUAUACAUGUGAGUGAAUUGGGUGGGAUAACUCACAUGCCUAGUUACCACUGUUCUGAUAAUGUAAGCAUAGAAUGAAACAAAGGUAACCAAGCAUUUAAAUUAUAUAUGUGAGUGAAUUGGGUGGGAUAACUCACAUGCCUAGUUACCACUGUUCUGAUAAUGUAAGCAUAGAAUGAAACAAAGGUAACCAAGCAUUUAAAUUAUACAUGUGAGUGAAUUGGGUGGGAUAACUCACAUGUCUGGUUACCACUGUUCUGAUAAUGAAAGUAUACUGUACAAGUAUAUAUGGAACAUUUGUGAGUGAACCGUGAGGCAAAGGGCAUAGACACGUGUGAGCUGGUUAGGUUUAUCAUUUUUUGAAAUUCUUGAGUGAAGAGGGUAGGAGUGAGAGAAACAGAAAAGGUGGAAAGGAGAGGGGCCAAAUACUUAACGUAUACUGUCUGAUUAUAGAGCUCUACUCAUUGCGAGGCUGUGUCGUGGUCUUACUGAUUAUUGCUCGAAUUUUGGUGAACUGAUGGGCGAGAGGAAAGAAGAGAAAUCUCGUAAACCUAGGUAAGUUCUUAAGCGUCUUUUAUCUUUGGUGGCAACGUGGUGAGGGUGAUAGCUUUUCAUCUCCGUACUCGAUUCUCACUCGGCACCCAAAACUCGUGUGAAAAGAGAUCAUUAACCCUCUGCUAUAGAAACCAUAGGUUUUCUCUGGGAGGGUGGGUUCGUUACGUAGAAGUUGAUGGACAACGACAUCAGCAUUAGCUGCUGUUUAAUGCAUUUACAGUGCACCUACUGUAAGUGGGGCCACUUAGAGAACACUAACCAAUCGCAUUGCAGAACAGAAAGAAAAAUCUAAUCAAACUAAAGCUCGUCCAAUCAAAAGAAAGAUUCAGGAAGCCAUUAACUGCAGUGUUUACUUUUACAAGUCUAUUUUUACCGUUUGACAUUCGUUUAUUUGUUCAAAUUGUUUUUGGCCUAAUGCUGAUUGGCUAAUGCGCCGUUUGUUGAUUUUUUCAAUUUCUGUUCUUCAAUGUGAUUGGUUAGUGUUCUGUAAGAACCCCACUUACUGUAGACGCACUGUAAAGAUGUUUGAACCGAAGCCAGGAUUGAGUUUAUUGAGUUUCUCACUCAUUGCAUGGUGAGCGGAUUUCCCGAAAAGGCUAUUGCCCAAUUGAUAGGGGAUCCAAGGUACCUACGAUUUAACGUCCUUAUCCGAGAAGACGCGAAAGUCUAACCAUUUACUGAUAUCAAAGGCAGCUCUUUCUGCUCAGUUAUUUCAAGACCUUGAGUAAAGGUCCGACCAAGGAUUGAACCCGGGUCUCCCAGCUUGAAAGGCAAGCAUGGACCACGACAUUACAAGAGCUGGUUAGGAUUAUUUAUAUUACGUUUUUGAACGCCCUCUGAUUUAAGAUAUUCAAGCUUUAGAUUACCAGUCUGUGAAAGCUUGAAUAUUAAAGGAAAUGGCAAUAUAUUUUUUUAUUUUCUUGUUUGAAAGAACAUUUAAAACCAUAUAUAAAACUCUUUUACCGUUUUUAAAUAUCUUGCUUACUUCUACAAAUAUUUUAAUCGAAAGAAAUGAAAUGUCCGCCAUCUUGGAUUUUUGUAGAUAUGCAUGUUACGUCACAACAGGGGUCAUGCAAUAUUUUUAUCUAGACAACCACUAAUCAUUUUGCACUCAAAAUUAUACUCCGUAUCCCCUUGGAAAUAUCAAGAUCACUUGAAACCUUUAAAACAUCUACCAAUCAAUAUUUGGUCAACAACGAAUACUUUUAUAUGGUUAAUCCCUGUUGUGACGUCACCAAAACUACCGUUAAUGAGAUAAAAUAAUUAUCCAAGAUGGCUGACAUCUCAUUACUUCAAGUGAAAAUAUUUCAAGAACUAAGCAAGACAUGAAGAAUCGGUAAAAGAAGUUAUUAAAUAGUUUCAAAAGUUCUUUCAAAUGAGAAAAUAAAAAAAUAUAUUGCCAUUUCCCUUUAAAUAAUGUUUUUAUACCAGGGAGCGUCCAAAAACCUAAAUUACGAUAAGGGAUAUGGUUUAUUCGCAACUUACGUUUUUAAUGUUUUUAUUCUUUAGGUACCAAAAAACUCCGCGCGGUAAAAGGGUAAGCUCGCCCAAAGUGCUAAACUUUUUGUUUCAAGAACUUUAUCUUUUAUGCAAUUGCUCCAAAAGCGUCGAAGCUUAUCUUGCAUUUCUUGGAAUAUUUAGUUGCUUGUCUCUUUUAGCCCAGUGAGACGCCAAGCAAUAGAUCGCAAGAGGUCAAGGAACGUUUAAAAAUGACGUACACGAAGGCAUUUGGGUGAGUUGUGCUUUUAUUUUCCACUCGUCUAGUCUAGCCUGCGCAGCAGACGGUUAUUAAACUCUCUUGAAGAAGACGGACAAGUCGUCUAGACGAACAAAUAGUCUCAAAAUCGUCUUUUAGUCUGACAAAUCAUCAGAUGUGAAAACGUGUCGGACAACAUUUUAGACGAACAAGUCGUCUGAAUUUGUUCGACUACUUGUCCGUCUGUGAAGACGAUUUUUGAGAGACGAUUUGUUCGUCUAGACGACUUGUCCGUCUCUAAUGUGAAUAGGGCUAUUUACUCUUUAUUGCCUGAAUUUCUUUGCCUGGCGUUUGACGUAUAACGCGAAGCUUGAACUCUGUAUUAAACCAUCUCGAACGGUCGGUGCUAGUAUACGUGGCGACGAUAACUGCCGAGAUACGGUGGUCCACACCAGGGUGUUAGCCAGGUGGCCGUCCGACCGUCCUAUGGACGGCCACUUCUGAAUUUGGACAGCUAAAUUUUAAUGGACGGCCAUGGACGGCCUUAGUAGCCUGCGAACAGGCCCUGGGUUGCGGGCGGCGCGAAGAAUAGAGGGCCUGCACGGAUGAUAGGUUUUCUUGGUAGUGGCGUUCGUAUAGAAACGCAGGCUUCUGAUUGGCUUACACUCGUUGACAAAAUGACUAAAAAUAGCAAAUGUCAACAACAGCAUUUUGAAGAAUUUGAACUUUAUUCAUUUUAAUAUUAUAUAUUAUAGGACUAUCGAACAAAUAAAACUAGAAAUGGAAACCAAAAGCAAUAGCAAAGCAUCACAGCAAAAAAGUCUAUCAUAAAUGACUUGAAUCUAUCGCUUAAAUCCAAUAUACGAAACUAUAACAGUAUUCUGAACUUCGUCUUCGGAUUGACAUCAGACCAUAGUAUAGUACAUUUUGAGGUCGUCGUGGCUUCACGGAUUAUUCUCAUUAGUGAGCAAGUCAGCAAGCGAAGGCAUACAAAAGAUACCCAAAUAUGUACGAAUAAUUAUAUUUUCGAUCCUCGCUGGCAUGUCAUUUAGAUAAAUAUAUAUCGUACAUUAAACGUUGUACUGUUUACUGUAUAUUAACUGCUGACAAUUUCGUCGUCGAUACGGCUUCCACUAUUGGCACACUCGUGAUUUCGAAGAAAUUAAUAAAUACAUGCUCAUUUAUCAUUUAUUUAGACCACAGUUAGUAAAAUUUUAAACGUAUUCGGUAUUCCAAAUCCCAAUCUAUCUGACCGUAUUUUAGUAAUAGCUUCAAAAUAUUCAGAACAUUGUUCUUUCAGUCGCACAUAGUACAAGUAUUACUGUACAUUCAAAGCCAAUGGUAGUUUAUUCGGCUUUAUAUUUGUAUGUGUAUUGAUAUCUAUUUAAUAUUUGAAGAAUUCUAUAUUUUUCCGAGUAAUAUAUUGUGCGGCCCGCUAAUGCUUUGUAUUAUUAUUGUUCAUGUUGCACAAUGUACACGCCUUGCGUCAAUUUGACAGUUGACAGUUUAUUUAUCGCAGUCGACGCUGAUUGGUUAGCGUUUAGCAGUGCGAAAAGGGGAUGAAUGAAUAAAACGCAUGGUUCCGUGCAGGCUCACCUUUCUCCCAGUGAGCCUGUUCGCAGGCUACGGCCUUAGGGAAUAUUUUCUUUAAAGAGCAACCUACAAGCUUUGUAAUAUUUCUUGAAUACUUCGCGCCAUAUUUUUGUAGAACGCGCCAUGUUUUUGUAACCAUUUUGAUGCUUCUCGCAUGAAGUAUCAAGGAGAAUAAUGUGAAACCGCUGUUUUAAAAAACAGCAAUCUCUUUAUCGCUCGAGCGCAACGUUACAGUUACGGUAUUGAUCAUACCAUACGUGUGCGUUUACUAAUUUAAUGACGGAAAUGUGCAUCUAAAAGUAAAACGUUCAACGAAUUAAACACCACAAUUCCUCAACAACAGAAAAUUGCGGCCACACCCAAAAACAUAUGACCAAGCCCACAAAAAUAUGUUGCCACGCCCACAAAAUUAUUUUGGACGGCCACCUUUGAAAUCCUGGCUAACACCCUGGUUCACACUAGCAAUUUUGUCGGCGAUUUUCUGUUUUUGACGGAUGCAAAUAAGUGAACUCGCACACAAAAGUAUAGAGUCGCUUUUCAGAAGUAAACAAUUCUAAGUGUUUUGCAUGUCAUUCAUUCGAUCACAUUCGCCAGGACGAGAAAAAUCGCUGGCAGAUUUGCUAGUGUGAGCCAGGCUUAAAGCCUGGUUUCCAUAUAAUAAUAAUGGCUUUAUUUCCCACAUUUCAAUAGCGGAUACGCUAAAUUAUAUUGUGUUUACAAUUUAGUUCAACUACUUGUUAAAAACUACAACCGAUUCUAGAAUAUUACAUGCAUAUACAAAAUUAUAUCUAAAAUACGACUAGAAUAUUUCUAAACAUUAGUAUUUGGGUUAAGAUGAUCGCCAAUUACACUACUCUUAUAUUCCAAACACAAACUGCCCACCUGACAAAACAGUUUCUUAUUAGCAUCAUAUUAACAUUCUCAAUUUAAAAACUACAGUUCUAGCCUAUCGUUAUAUUUAUCUAUAUGGUCGUAACGGUCGUAAAGAUUGAGUCACGAUCUUUCUCAUCAGCCGAAAUGCAACAUUUUAGAACUGAGAAUACGCGGAGUGAUUAUAACUAGAGAAUCCUUAUAUGAUUUAUAUGUGGUUUACAAGCAUAAACUAUUAUAAACUGGCCGUUGAGAAAGAUCGUGACUCUAUUUUUACGACCUUAUGGAAACCAGGCUUAAUAAUUCAUGAAGAAAACACAAGAGAAACCAUGAGCGUGAAGGAGUUUGUAUAUCUGAUACAAAAUCAUGUAUUUACAUAAACUUUAAGUUCAAUUUUCUCACCAAAUAUCAUUCAAUUAUUUUAAAUUGUUGAAGAAUACGAAUGUUCUCUUCAAGACUUUUCACAAGCCAUUUACAACAUUCGCGGCCGUGUUGCAACACGAACAUUCGUGUUGUAAAUUGUAGUACAUCUAGCAUUAUAGUUAUUGAACAAACAAUAUCUAUUAUUUCCAUAGUAUCUGGUCGCAAUGGGUUUCCACGAUGUUUCGAGUAUCUUUUGAUGUUUAUCUACUUCAUGGCCAAGGCCCGAAUGCUCUUUUAUCCGCAACAGUAAGUAACAGAACUUAGAGUAGACAGUGGCGUGACGUAAGCUCCUGAAGCCCCCGUCAAAUUUUUAAGUGGGGCUCUAUUUUCCCCCCAAAAAAGUUGACCAUAUUCCUUAAAAAUAAGGUGUUAAAAAAAUUGAGGGAAGACCCUCCAAGUAUUAUUCAUUCGGGUGAGAUGCCAAAAAAAUCUUGAUAUUUACCCAUAAUGCAUGAGUCAAUUCCAGGAGUAACCAUCCCUCCCCCCGGGAACACACCCGGUCAUUUGAUUUGAUUGGUUAUGAUAGUGUAAAUGCCCGGGUGCUGGGACACAACUUGAAGACUAAUACACGGCCCUUGGGCAAGCUGAGAGUGGAAAAUGCCCCACCCCGGGACGAUUUUACAGUCGAUUUCACGAAACUUUGACCACAAAUGUUACGAACUUUGUUGCGAAGUUCGCAAGUUCGUUGCGAAGUUCGGAAGUUCAUAUUGGAAUUCACAAGCCAAUUUGUAAACAAAGUCCCUGAUUGGUCCGUGAAGUAAAAGAAGUCCGUCAAAUGCGUAGCUGACGAACUGGUUUGUGAAUCUCAUUAUGAAUUUUUGAACUUCGCAACAAUCUUGUGAAUUUCGCAACGAAGUUCGGAAAUUUGUGUUCAAAGUUUCGUGAAAUCGACUGUAAACGUCAAUUAAACUUUUAAUGACAUAUAAUCAUAGUUAUUUAGGAACAUUAUAGUAUUAAACUGCUAUGGAAUAUUAUAAAACAUAAACCUUUAAUAGUUGUAUUUAAAUUUGCACAGGGUAUAAUUUUCGCUUAUUCUGACAAUAAAUUUCACGCCACCUUGACCACGAGGACGCAAAAUUAUAACCUUAAAAUUGGAUUCUGGGCAAGCAUUCUGGGCAAGCAUUUGUCAAAUCCCCGGGGUCCUUCAAUACCCGGCCCCCGUACACGUAUAUGAAAGGCAAAUUCCCGACCCCCGUGAACUGUCUAUCGAGCAAAUUCCCGGGGUAUCCCGGGGGGGGGGGGAUGGUUACUCCAGGAAUUGACUCGUGCAUAACCUAACAUGGCAGUACCCUAUAGUAUUUAUAGAUGAACUUGUGUUUAGAGCUCGACAACUGGCCUCUGUAGCUCAGUUGGUUAGAGCGCUGCACCGGAAUCACAGGGCCGCAGGUUCGACUCCUGCCAGGGACCUGUGGUCGCAUUUUUCGCAGCUGUUCCUGGUUAGGUCUAAUAAAUGUAUAUAAUUUUCCACUCGAUAAUUUCCAUCUACAAGACCCUUCAUCUAUUCAAUUGAGUGAGAUACCAACGGAAUCUUGAUAUUUAUAUAUACGUACUAUAACCUAGUUUACAUUACCGUCCCACUGGAGUUUCAUUCGUGCUGUUUCGUUCGUGUUUCUAGAAUUGGGACGAGAUUGUUAUUGACGAGGAGACAGAAUCUGGACAGAAAGUUCAUUCAUCUAUCUACGUGCCUUCGCAG